AAUUGGAAAAUACAAGAAGUUUUGGAUUUUUUCCCGAUUCUUUUUUUGGAGGGGGAAAUUGCAUCGUAAGCUUUUGGAGAAACCCAACAUGUCAACUACCUUUCCGGGACUAGUCCACGAUGCCGAGAUACGUCACGACGGAUCAAACAGCUAUCGUUUGAUGCAGCUUGGCUGUCUGGAGUCCGUAGCCAAUUCCACUGUCGCCUAUUCCUCCUCCUCUCCUUUAACUUACUCCACCACCGGCACAGAGUUUGCAUCCCCUUACUUCUCCACUAACCACCAGUACACCCCGCUCCACCACCAGUCCUUCCAUUACGAGUUCCAGCACAGCCACCCGGCGGUCACCCCCGACGCCUACUCUCUGAACUCGCUUCACCAUUCGCAACAGUACUACCAGCAGAUUCACCACGGGGAGCCCACCGACUUUAUUAACCUGCACAAUGCGCGGGCGCUCAAGUCCUCCUGCCUGGAUGAGCAGAGGCGGGAGCUGGGCUGCCUCGAUGCCUACCGCCGCCACGACCUGUCCCUCAUGAGCCAUGGCUCUCAGUACGGAAUGCACCCAGAUCAAAGACUCCUGCCAGGGCCCAGCCUGGGGCUGGCCGCCGCGGGAGCCGACGACCUGCAGGGUUCUGUGGAAGCACAGUGUGGGAUUGUCCUCAACGGCCAAGGGGGAGUAAUAAGAAGAGGUGGCACCUGUGUGGUCAACCCCACAGACUUGUUUUGCUCUGUUCCUGGUCGUUUGUCCCUUCUCAGUUCUACUUCCAAAUACAAGGUGACCAUUGCUGAGGUAAAGAGGCGUCUCUCACCACCUGAGUGCCUCAAUGCUUCACUCCUGGGAGGCAUUUUGAGGAGAGCAAAAUCCAAGAAUGGGGGCCGUUGUCUGAGAGAAAAACUGGAUCGACUUGGCUUAAACCUGCCGGCUGGAAGACGGAAAGCAGCCAACGUCACUCUCCUCACCUCCUUGGUGGAAGGAGAGGCUUUGCACUUGGCUCGGGAUUUUGGCUACACAUGUGAAACAGAGUUUCCAGCCAAAGCUGUGGGAGAACAUCUUGCCAGACAACAUAUGGAACAGAAAGAACAGACAGCACGGAAAAAGAUGAUCUUAGCGACCAAACAAAUUUGUAAAGAAUUCCAAGACCUUCUGAGCCAAGAUAGAUCACCACUGGGAUCCUCCAGACCCACUCCAAUUCUAGACCUUGACAUCCAGAGACACUUAACACAUUUCAGUUUGAUCACUCACGGCUUUGGGACACCAGCAAUAUGUGCAGCUCUGAGCACUUUCCAGACAGUCCUCAGUGAGAUGCUGAACUACUUGGAAAAACAUACUACCCACAAAAAUGGUGGAGCAGCAGACUCUGGCCAAGGACAUGCCAAUUCUGAGAAAGCCCCGCUGCGGAAAACCUCAGAGGCUGCUGUGAAAGAGGGUAAAACAGAAAAGACAGACUAGCUACAUCAAACAGAAUCUACUUCCAGAGUCUUGCUGCUGAUAUUUUUUUCUAAUAUAUAUAUCUCUGAGGGUGACUAAUCUUCAAUGGACCAAAUCUUUACCCUCCCCCAGCCCUCCAUAAAGUAAAAACAAAAGUGGAAAUGAAAAAAAAAAUGAAACAAAAAGGACAAAUCCAAAAAAAAAAGAAAAAAAAGAAAAACAGCAGUAUAACUGUGAUGAAAUUGUCACUUUUUAAUUUUAUGUUAUGAUAAGCUCCUUUUGUGCACGUAGUUUACUGUUCUGAAUUAUGUAUGCCACAGUUUUGAAGCACUUCUGGACUUUGGAGAGGCAGCACAUGAUUUUUCACAUGUAACUGAUGCACUUUCUUAUCCAGCUAUGUAGUUAGGGAUCAGAAAGCAUGACCAAACUGGAGUCUGCCACCAAUGCUGAAAACUCCAUUUGUUCCCAUCUUAACUCCCUGUCACUCAAGAGUGCCUCUUUCCAUUAAACAGACCAAUCUGGAAAUUCAUCCAUUAAUAAAUUGUUUGGGGAAUUGACAUGGGCAGUGAUGAACUUUUGUCCUGUGAACUGACAGCAGUUCUAAAUUUUGGUCACCCCUAGCAAACUGAACUACCAGUGCCUUGGUGGUAUUUACAAAUUCCAGAAACUGUCUCCCUUUUGUCUACUAUGUUCCUUUCCCUUAUAGGUCCCCUCCCCAUUGCUAAGAAGAUAUUCAGAAGUCUUAUAUAGCAUAGUAGGGAUAAGAGAUGAUCUCUUCUCAUAGUCUCCUCACAUCACCAACUUUACAGUUCAAGGAAACAGUGCAUUUAGUGAGUGGGGUAUAUGGAUACAGGAGAGGGUAGGCUCUGCCACGGGGGCUGCUCAUGGAACGCAUGAUAAUGUUUUGCUUGGAAAAGUAUGAGAAUAGGAGAAGCAGUCUUUCCGAGAAGUCCUGCUUGCAAACAUAGGAGAUGAGGACCCUCUGAAGUACUGGUGACAGUGAUCGU
Molecule: messenger RNA, 2433 nt
Organism: Nannospalax galili (Upper Galilee mountains blind mole rat)
Lineage: Eukaryota; Metazoa; Chordata; Mammalia; Rodentia; Spalacidae
Gene: Tfap2d
Product: transcription factor AP-2 delta
Exons: 8
Coding region: 89-1447 (452 amino acids)
Biological process (GO): regulation of transcription by RNA polymerase II; anatomical structure development; regulation of cell population proliferation
Cellular component (GO): nucleus
Molecular function (GO): DNA-binding transcription factor activity, RNA polymerase II-specific; RNA polymerase II transcription regulatory region sequence-specific DNA binding
Source: RefSeq, a predicted model, not a curated record